AUGAGACCCUUUACUAACUCCUUCCUCACUGUGCUCUUAGUUGCUUCCCGGGCCUUAGCCACUUGUGUUGAAGGUCAUGAAGAGAUUAUUGGCCCCAACUAUGUUGUUAAGCACCUGUGUGACUACUAUCGUGGAGGAACUCUUUAUAAAGAGAUUGGAUCUGCUCAAGACUGUGCGACGCUGGCCAUGAACGUUAGCGCCAUUGCAUCCACUUACCAUAUUGACAAGAAGCAAUGCCUCGUUGCUGAUAUGGAAGGAGAAAAGGAAGGCAAAAUCUCGGGCACUAUUUUUAUGGUCAAGGUUGAAGAUGAACCAUUCCCGAGAGGCCCGAAUGACAGGGAUCCUCUCCCUACGACCUGCGAGGAGGACAAGAACUUGUGCCUUGCACGCGAAGCUUCCCUGUAG
This is a messenger RNA of Fusarium fujikuroi IMI 58289, 405 nucleotides long. RefSeq lists its product as uncharacterized. The transcript has a single exon. The record is from RefSeq and is a predicted model, not a curated record. Bases 1 to 405 code for a protein of 134 amino acids. NCBI's taxonomy places the organism in Eukaryota, Fungi, Ascomycota, Sordariomycetes, Hypocreales, Nectriaceae.